UCCCCAAAAGAAAAAGAAAAAGAAAAAAAGAGGUUGCAUAUGUUUAUUUAAUUUUCUUUAAGUUUACGCUUUUGAAGGUCAAAACAGACAUCGGCGACAGCGAUAACAGCAACAGACAAAAUACAAUUACACCUGCAACCAAAUCCCUCUAAAAGCACCCCUCGCUUUCUCUCUGAUACUGCACCUAAAAAAUCAAAUUCCCCAAAUACGAUUUUAUUUAUAAAAAUCUUUUUCCAAACAAUUCUCAGAUCAGAUCUCUCUCUCAGUUGCAGAUCUCGGUUUCUCUUUCUCUCUGUGUAUCUGCCAUUUUCUUCCGCCAAAGUUGAGAUUGGUGGGUUUAUGUGCUCCUGUUUGGAUUAUAACUGUGUUUCUAUAAGUCUUCCUGCUGAAACGGUAGUAUUGGAGUCUUCAGAGUGAGUGGCUAUCUGAGGGUUUUGAAGCACUUUCUUAUAAUAAGUUUGGAGAUCAAGUUGAGAAAGCUGUGCUUGAAAUAGUGUAUUUGCUAAUUUAGUUUACAUAUGCAAGUUAAGAAAUGUUAGAGUUUACAAAAAUGAAUUUAUCCAUUGGCCACUGGGUAAAUUUGAUUGCUUCUGAGUACAUAGGUUGCUCUAAGUUAGAAUAGGGAAGGAGAUGGUAGAGGGUAAUUUAGAUACAGAAAAGGGUGCAUGCACUGGAGCCAAUUGCACACAGAGUGGAAGCCAGGGGUCAAUUAUUCACAGGGAUCCCUCAUUCUCGCGCUGGUGUGAUGAAGAUGGUAACCUCCUAUUUGACAGUAAUCAGUUGGGAGAUGCUCAAGCAAACUUAGAAGAAGAUUCUGAUUUUGAGUUGCCUUUGCUUCAACAGGGUGAGAUAGAUAAAAAGGGUUUAGAUACAGACAGAUCCCAUAAUACUAAAUUUCAGCAAAUAAGUACACACUUAAAAGGUGGUGAUACCAUGGAUAAUGCUUCUAUCCAUGUUGAGGGAAAUGGAAAUGAGAAGUUUGCUCCAUUUGAUAUUGAGAAUAAUGGGACCAUGAGGGAAACAGAUGGUGUAGAUGGCUCCAAUUUUAUGCAUAAGCAUAGACCAUUGCCUCCAACUAUGAAGAACACUGUUUCUGUUGCUAAUGUGUUAAAGACAUUAUUUUUCAUUCUUUUAUGGUACACUUUCAGCCUAUUUUUGACCUUGUAUAACAAAAGCUUGUUAGGGGAUGAUAUGGGAAGGUUCCCUGCCCCUUUAUUGAUGAAUACUGUACAUUUUGCAAUGCAAGCCAUUUUGUCAAAAGCAAUUACAUGGUACUGGUCCAACAGAUUUCAACCUAGUGUUGCUAUGUCAUGGAAGGAUUACUUUAUGAGAGUUGUGCCAACAGCUCUUGGGACAGCAAUGGAUGUUAACCUGAGCAAUGCGUCCCUUGUUUCUAUAUCUGUCACGUUUGCCACAAUGUGUAAAUCUGCCGCUCCUAUAUUUCUUCUUCUAUUUGCUUUUGCUUUCAGGUUGGAGUCUCCAAGUAUUAAACUUUCAGGCAUCAUGUUAGUAAUCUCCACUGGAAUACUAUUAACAGUUGCAAAAGAGACAGAAUUUGAGUUUGGAGGAUUCAUUCUUGUCAUGCUUGCUGCUGUCAUGUCUGGCUUCCGCUGGUGCAUGACUCAAAUUCUUCUGCAGAAAGAAACCUAUGGUCUGAAGAAUCCACUUACCUUGAUGAGCUAUGUAACCCCAGUGAUGACUUUCUUAACUGCCAUUCUCUCUAUUAUACUGGAUCCAUGGAAAGAGUUCAGAGUGAAUGUUUACUUUAAUAGUCAAUGGCAUGUUGCUCGAAGUUGUUUGCUGAUGCUUUUUGGUGGAAUGCUUGCCUUUUUUAUGGUGCUAACAGAAUACGUUCUUAUCUCAGUAACAAGUGCUGUCACAGUCACAAUAGCAGGUGUUGUCAAGGAGGCUGUCACCAUAUUGGUUGCAGUCUUUUACUUCCAUGAUGAAUUUACCUGGUUGAAAGGAGCUGGUCUUUUCACAAUUAUGGUUGGUGUUGGUUUAUUCAACUGGUACAAAUACCACAAGCUACAAUCGGGUCAUACAAGUGAAGGCGAUACAAUGGAUCCACUCUCAGACAAUGCCGGUGCAAAAUAUGUUAUCCUUGAGGAGAUGGAUGAGCAAGAUGAUGGCAAUUGAAAUAAUUAGUAGCAAAUUUAUCUGGAUUCACUAAAACUUUGAUAUCCAAGUUGGAAUUUUGGUGAAGCUUUUGAUCGUUUUUGGCUAGUUUCAAUUUUGGAAUUUAAGAAUUCCAGUCUUCAUCAUGAUUUGGCGAUGUAUUUCUAUUCUGCAUCUUUGGGAUGGGGAUGAAGAUGAGAAAUUCUCCAAAAGUAAGUGGAAUUGGAAUAUAAUAUCAAUUCCCCUAACAGGAUCAUCUAUAAAGCCCAUUCGGUUUGGAAAGUUUCCAAGCUUCCAGUUUUAUGGGGAACAUUCUCAAGAACUAAAUUGCUUCUAGAUGCCAAAUUAAUUUAGCCAUUGUUUGCCAUUAUUUGUCCUCAAUAUACGUAAUAUAGAGAAUGUAGAUUUUAACGUCAAGCUGUAACCGGUGGAAGUAGUAUUUUUAUUCAGAAUUUUGAUUUACCGUUUGAGGGGGAUUCUAUCAUUGUUUGUACGUGCAUAAUAUAUGAAUUUUGCCUUGCUUCA
Molecule: messenger RNA, 2643 nt
Organism: Ziziphus jujuba (common jujube)
Lineage: Eukaryota; Viridiplantae; Streptophyta; Magnoliopsida; Rosales; Rhamnaceae
Product: probable sugar phosphate/phosphate translocator At1g06470
Exons: 14
Coding region: 631-2139 (502 amino acids)
Biological process (GO): UDP-glucose transmembrane transport
Cellular component (GO): Golgi apparatus; endoplasmic reticulum-Golgi intermediate compartment; cis-Golgi network
Molecular function (GO): antiporter activity
Source: RefSeq, a predicted model, not a curated record